AACGAAAUACUGAUGUCUUGAUGGAUAAGAAAGAAAAUGAGAUAUUUUCAAUCCGAUCUCAACUAAAAUAUUAAUAACUAAUCCAAGAUCAUCUUCUUCUUUCUUGAAUAAUAACAAAUAGUACUAAUAAUAAUACAGUAAUAGUAAUUAGUGAUUGACAAGAAGAAUGGUGCUAUGGGAAAUCGCAUUGGGCACAGCUUAUUUUUUAGGGUUAAAAAGAACAUACAAGCUUUCUCUUCAAAUUCAACGUCGUCUUAUCAGCCCUAAAUAUCCCCACAUCCGUCAAUUCUUUCAUCGGAGAACCCGGGCUGUAUUUGAUGCAACACUUAAGGUUCAUCGUGAGAUACAAAAAAGAGAUCUUGAACUUGGUCGAAAUUUAGGAAACUGGAUUCUUAGGUGGCUUGACAAGGCAAAACCAGCAGCUCAGAUUCGACCAGGGGGUCCUACACAAUAUGCUAGCAGUAGUAACACCGUUAGUAUACCAAGGAAGCGGUUGACUGAGGCCUGGCGUCAGAAAACUACUAAUGCUGGUUUCCGGUACCUGGAAUCUAGAAGGCGUUUAGUCAACUCGUCAAGGAACCUUUGGCUUACUACAUAUCCAACUGUUGCAAAGCUUUUGAGACGUCGAGAGCCUGUGAUGAGUAAUAAUAUACAAUUCAGGCAAUUGGUGUCCAGCAACAACAAAGGUAAACUGGGAUUUGGGUUUAAUGGAGUGAUUCGCAAUGAUAUCCUGCAAUGGUUGAGUCAUGGGUAAUGUAUGUUGCCGCUGGUUUCAGUUUGGCGUAAUUGUAACUUUUUCAGGAGUAAACCAAAGUAGAUAUCAACAAUGAUGUCUUGAAUCAGAAGUAUUUAUGUGAUUUCAGGCCUUCUAGACAAAUGAUCAGUUUUGAAUCUUGUAAGCACAUCGUAUUUCAGGUAACUAUUAACUGACACUGACAUUUAGAGAUUGUUGUUAUUAUCAGUUUCAAGUGUUUUUGGUGAAUAUUGUGCUGAAACUGAGUCUUGUUGCAAUUUUGAUGAUGUUUUUAAUUAUAACAAUGCUGAAGUUAUGUUCAAGUGUAUUUUGUA
Molecule: messenger RNA, 1068 nt
Organism: Erigeron canadensis
Lineage: Eukaryota; Viridiplantae; Streptophyta; Magnoliopsida; Asterales; Asteraceae
Exons: 2
Coding region: 167-754 (195 amino acids)
Source: RefSeq, a predicted model, not a curated record